Molecule: messenger RNA, 729 nt
Organism: Gordionus sp. m RMFG-2023
Lineage: Eukaryota; Metazoa; Nematomorpha; Gordioida; Chordodea; Parachordodidae
Exons: 3
Coding region: 1-729 (242 amino acids)
Biological process (GO): chromatin remodeling
Cellular component (GO): nucleus
Source: RefSeq, a predicted model, not a curated record
AUGUCCAAUAAACAAAUGAAGGAUACAAACGAAGAUAUGAUUAUGAAAGCUAGGGCGUUCUCUCCAAGCGACGCGCAGGGUGUAGACCUCCAUCCUGUGAAAAGUAAAAUAAAGGUCAAAGCAAAGAAAACAAGGUUAGCAAGUUUGAAUAUUGGCACACUUAAAGAUAAGACGAGAGAAUUGGCAUCAAUGUUGAACAAGAGAAAAGUUGAUAUAGCGUGCAUACAAGAGACGAUAUGGAAAGUAUAUACUCCUCAAACGGGUUGCAAAGAAGAAGUGAAAGAUGACUUUAGAGCUAUCCUUGAUGAUGCUGUAAUGGAAAUCUUUAAGGAUGACCUAGUCAUAAAAGGUGGUGACUUAAAUGCGCAUGUGGGAAAAGCAAGAGACAGCUACGAAAGGCAUCAUGGUGGUUUUGGAUAUGGAGAAAGAAAUAAUGAAGGAGAGCAUUGGGACAAGGAAAACCCAAAUAGAUUACAUGCUUAUCUCUCACAGAAGAUUAAAAGAUGUAAUGACUGCAAAGUCAUCCCAGGAAAAGAUAUUGCGGCACAACACAAGCUACUACUCAUGGAUUUACACCUCACAAAUAAAUCCACUCAAAACAAGAUAAAACUUGAACCAUGCAUCAAAUGGAGUAGAAUAAAAUCAAUGACAGAUGCCUUUGCAAUCAACGCAAAAAUUGAAACAAUAGAUUCCUCACAAGUCAGUGAACAGACCUUUCAUACAGAUUAA